CUGAUGCUGAUGCUGUGAAUUUGAUUGACGCGAACAUGUCGGUGUGAUGGGGGAGCGCCGGGAUGCAGCUGAUGAUGGUCCAGAAGGGGAAUACGUGCAGUCAAAUCAGACGUUAUCGUUAAGAAAUAUCACCUAACGUUCUCCUUUAUCAUCUAUAACAAAGAUGUCUGAAUUUGUGUUGCAUUUCACACGCGCGCAAUGGAUCUAGCUGAUGCCACCGCAGCGAGGAUCUGAUUUGUAUUUUUUCCUUCCUUCCUUCAAUAUCUGUGUAUUAUGGUAGAGUCAAGCCGGAGCAUCAAACAUAAACUGUGCAACCCUGAUGACAACACCGUCAGGAAAUCAGGAUAUCAACAAUGGAAUCGCCUUACACGUAGAGUCUAGUUUUUCGUGAUCACACACACACCAUUAUUAGUGCUUUCACGAACGCACUAUCCAAGUGUUGUCUAAUCUGAUUGAGCGAGAAAAGUAGCCUGCACUUAAGAGACGGACCACUGCUCGCAAAUUAUGGACGAGGAGAAUAUGACCAAAAGCGACGAGCAUCAUCUGAGUUUGCAAAAAGCCUUGCAGCAGUGCGAACUGGUGCAAAACAUGAUAGACAUUAGUAUCUCCAGCUUGGAAGGUCUGAGGACCAAAUGUGCCACAUCCAACGACUUGACACAAAAAGAAAUCCGAACACUGGAGGGUAAACUGGUGAAGUAUUUUAGUCGGCAGCUCUCUUACAAGCAUAAAGUGUCCUUACAGGAGCAGAAUGUGGAGUUGGAUGGAUUCCCGCGGCUGGGACACUGGUUCCGCAUUGUUAACAUGAGGAAGGAGGUUAUUGAGGAGAUCUCUCCAGGUGAGCUGACUCUGGAGACUCUGUUGGAGAUGUCGGAUGAGCAGGUGUGUGAGGCGCUGCAGAAGUUUGGAGCGAGUGAUGAAGAAUGUGCUCGGCUCAAUGCCUCGCUCACAUGUCUACGAUCAGCCCACAAAUCAGAACAACUUGAGGAUGACAAAUUACACAGUAAUGGAGGAUCCAAGCAGGACUGGUCCAUUCAGUGGCCCACGUCCGAGUCGGGUAAAGAGAACACCCCAGUGGGGCCGUCAGACCCCAGUCAGUGGGUCCGUCUCCAGCUCUCCCAGAGCCCCAAAUUGCACUCGCGCUACAGCCAGCACUUGUGCCAGAGUCCCCAGGCCCUGGUGCCCCCCUUCUAUUCCCCUCACCCGCAUUCGGACCGGCUGACCGUGGACCCUCACUCCGGCCUCUUCCCCUCGCCUCUGGAUAUGGGACAUCACUCUCUCCCUCCUUCCCCCAGACAGAGGCAUUUUGCCCACACCCCUCCUUGGACUCCCUUAGUGGUGAACACCAUGACCCCUCCAGGGACGCCACAGGUCAGGCGCAGGAAUAAGCUGAAGGCCCCUGGAACCCCGCCGCCUGCCAGCCGGAAGCUCAUCCACCUUCUGCCAGGGUUCACAGCUCUGCACCGCAGCAAAUCCCACGAGUUCCAGCUGGGGAACAGAAUAGAUGACGCACAGACACCCAAAGCAAAAAAGAAGAACAAGCCGUUGAACCUGAAGAUCCACAGCAGUGUGGCUGGAAGCUGUGAAAACCUGCCGACCCAGCGCUCUCCUCUCCACUCCGAUCACUCACUCCGCUCCUUCUUUUUCCCCAAUUUUGUCCCUUCGACACCACCGGUGCACUCCGACACCCCCUCAGCAAAUACUCUGUCUGUUCCUUGCUGGUCUCCUCAAAUACCUCGCAGAGACCUUGGCAACUCCAUAAAACACAGGUUUUCCACAAAGUAUUGGAUGUCGCAGACAUGUAUCGUGUGCGGGAAAGGAAUGCUGUUCGGCUUAAAAUGCAAAAACUGCAAAUUGAAGUGCCACAACAAAUGCACCAAAGAAGCACCGCCCUGUCAUUUACUCAUAUACCACAGAGGAGGUAGGGACUCAUUCAGAGAUCAAGGAACAUCUCAAGGUAAGGAAGCAGCUCGUCAGCUCGUCAGGACCGAGUCAGUACCAUGUGACAUAAACAACCCCCUCAGGUACUCAGACCUCCACAUUAGCCAGACUCUCCCCAAGACCAACAAAAUCAACAAGGACCACAUCCCUGUGCCGUAUCAGCCCGACUCCAGCAGUAACCCCUCCUCAACCACUUCCUCCACCCCGUCGUCUCCUGCACCCCCUCUGCCGCCCAGCGCGACGCCCCCAUCUCCUCUGCACCCUUCCCCACAGAGCGCCAGACAGCAGAAACAGUCCAACCUUACAGCAUCUCAUUUCUACAAAUUCAAGCAGCAGUUCAUCUUCCCUGAUGUGGCCCCUGAGGCUCCCACCAGGGCCCCUCAAGUCAUUCUACACCCUGUUCUGUCUGAACCUGGUACCAAAGGGAGUCCCUUGCUACAAAUUGAGGUUGAGCCAACAUCUGAUAACGAGGAAGGCAAUGAUGAGGCCGAGGGUUCAGCAGACGAGUUCGAGGAGAUGAAUCUCUCCCUCCUGUGUGCACGGAACUUCCCACGUAAGGCAAGCCAGACCAGCAUCUUCCUGCAGGAGUGGGACAUUCCCAUGGAGCAGCUGGAGAUCGGAGAGCUGAUCGGGAAAGGUCGCUUUGGACAGGUCUACCACGGACGCUGGCACGGAGAAGUGGCCAUACGGCUAAUCGACAUUGAAAGAGACAAUGAAGAACAGCUGAAAGCGUUUAAAAGAGAGGUGAUGGCGUACAGGAACACACGGCAUGAAAACGUGGUCCUGUUCAUGGGAGCAUGUAUGAGACCCCCUCAUCUGGCCAUCAUCACCACUUUGUGUAAGGGCAGGACCCUCUACUCAGUGAUUCGAGAUGCAAAAGUCGUUCUCGACGUAAACAAGACUAGACAAAUCGCACAAGAGAUGGUGAAGGGCAUGGGCUACCUACAUGCCAAAGGGAUCCUUCACAAAGAUAUGAAAUCCAAGAAUGUAUUUUAUGACAAUGGGAAAGUGGUCAUCACCGACUUUGGCCUGUUCACAAUAUCUGGUGUUCUACAAGCAGGCAGUAGGAGAAAGGAUAAGCUGCGGAUCCCAAGUGGCUGGCUAUGUCAUCUCGCUCCUGAGCUCAUCCGUCAGCUCUCCCCAGACACCGCAGAAAACCAGCUUCCUUUCUCCAAACAGUCUGACGUCUUUGCCUUUGGCACUAUCUGGUACGAGCUCCAUGCGCGCGAGUGGCCCUUUAAGAAUCAGCCAGCUGAAGUCAUUAUCUGGCAGGUGGGAAGUGGAAUGAAGCCCAUCCUCACUCAGAUCGGCAUGGGCAAAGAGAUAUCCGACAUCCUGCUGUUCUGUUGGGCGUAUGAACAGGAAGAGCGACCCAGCUUCUCCAAGCUCGUGGAACUACUGGAGAAACUCCCGAAACGCAACCGUCGCCUGUCUCACCCAGUACACUUCUGGAAAUCAGCUGAGGCUACGAGGACGUGUCGGGACAGUGUUUUUACACUGGGAAUGAUGGGAAAUCGUGAGAAGAUGGGGUCUUGUUAACAACCAUUAUUAGCAGCUUCCAUAUCAGGCCUAUUUAACAGGCUGUAGAUUUUGCUUAAUAAUCUGUUGGUGUAAUUAAUAUUCCAAUCACUCAAUCCGACCUCAUUGUCAUGUAUUAUAUUUCUGCUCCAUUAUGAAUGUAUGAAUUGUUCUGUGUGUAUGUGUGUGUGCAUUGUUGUUAGCAUUGUUUUCCUUUUCUUUUUUUCUUCCUAUCCAUCCAUGCAUUUCCUCGGUGGUCGUUGAUUAUUUAUCAACACUUCUCCAUCACUCUGGUUUACGUUUCUUUUCUGAUAUUGUGUACGCGUCUUCGCAGAUUUCUUUGAUGGCCUCCAUGUCAUGAUUGAGUUUUUGUAUUAUGUAUUUGUUGUAAGUAUAUAUAAAGCUUGUAUUUACUGAUGCCUUAUGGUCCAUGGCUUAGCGACUGGUACACAUCACAAGCUCUUUCUUUGCACUCAUCCUUUAUGAAAAUAUAUGAAAAUAAAAAGGUGUUG
Sinocyclocheilus grahami is the source of this 3968-nucleotide messenger RNA. It is a transcript of the gene ksr2, whose product is annotated as kinase suppressor of ras 2. Gene Ontology annotation, molecular function: ATP binding; protein kinase activity. Gene Ontology annotation, cellular component: cytoplasm. The coding region runs from base 505 to 3477 and encodes 990 amino acids. Lineage: Eukaryota; Metazoa; Chordata; Actinopteri; Cypriniformes; Cyprinidae. Gene Ontology annotation, biological process: calcium-mediated signaling; Ras protein signal transduction; protein phosphorylation. The transcript is spliced from 22 exons. The record is from RefSeq and is a predicted model, not a curated record.